AAUACGCAGAACCACUGCAGUGCCAGGCAAUAGAGCGGCAAAUCGUCAAACACCUGAGCUGCAAAAAAUGAAAUUGAAAUCUCAAAAGCUCAUGGCGCCAUCAUCACUGUAAGGAACCAAGUCACCGCCGCCGAUUUCUGGAGUUCCAAUUAUCACCAUGUUCGGCACUCCAUCCUCUACUCCGGCGUUCGGCACCCCGUCCUCAACUCCGGCGUUCGGCACUCCGUCCACCCCAGCGUUCGGAACUCCCUCCUCAGCGUUCGGAACUCCCUCCUCCACUCCGUUGUUCGGUGCUCCAUCAUCUUCGACUCAGGCGUUCGCCACUCCGUCCACCUCCUCGUUCGCUACUGGAUUCGAGUCUUCUCUCUUCUCCACGCCAUUUUCUGCGCAGCCUCAACAGCAACAGCAGCAGCAACAACAACAACAACAACAGCAGCAGGCGUCCCUCUUCCAGCAGCCGAGUUCUGGUUUCGGAUUCCAGACUCAGUUCCCCGCUCAGCAGCCUACGCCAUUCCCCAAUGCUCAAUUGACGACUCAGAUGGCCCCCGUGGCCCCGCUCCCUUUCUCCCUUGCUGAUCGUGAUAUUCAGGCAAUCGUGGAUGCUUAUAAGGAGGAGGCUGGGAACCCUAAAUAUGGUUUCAAGUAUUUGUUGUUCAGUGUUACGGAUCCACAGCUCAGAGUCAAGCCUGCCACAGUAUCAGAUAUUAUGUGGGCGGAGGCUAUGGGGAAGUUAGAAGGGAUGGAAAGUAGAGACCGGGAGCGUCUAUGGCCUCAACUUGCUCAAGGUUUCAAAGAUCUGUCAAACCGCCUCAAGCUUCAAGAUGAAGUCAUUGUUUCAGAUUCUGAGAGAUUGCGAACGACCCAAAGCAAUGUGAAAACGCUUCAACGGCAUAUUCAAGCAGAGACUCUUCCGUGGAUUGAUAGGCUGAGACAAAAAGAGCAAAGCCUUCAUAGGCGCCUUCUAAGGACAAUGCGGAUACUUGAAGCUUUGGAGAGCAAGGGUUGCCGAUUGCCCCUAACGAAAGGGGAAGCAGAGUUGGCAGAGAAGCUAGCUUCUACAAUUAGACAGCUGAAAGGUCCUGGAGCAGAACUCGGCAGGAGUAUCCAAAGCUUACUCACUUUCUCUCGUGCGCAAGCAAAUGGAAUUGGUCCAGGAGCUUCUGCUUAUCUCCCUGGCUCAACGAAGAUUGACGAGCAAAGUCUAGCCGAUAUGCAAGAAGUCUUACAACAGCAGACAGAGGCUAUCGGAAGGCUUGGGAAUGUGCUGAAGCGAGACAUCAGAGACAUCGAAAUUAUGAUGGUCGAGGACACUGAAAUGGGCGAUGGUUAAGCGGAGACCAUGACUGAGGGAGAUGAAGAUGGCAAUACGAUUAUUGAUGACCUGUUGUUGCGGCUACUUUACCUGUUGGCUCUAAUCCAAGAGAUAUGGUUUGGCAGAGGUUUGCAGGUCACAUAUUCCUUUUAUGUUGUUCAAAAACCUUCUCUGGUAUGAAAUAUUCUAAAAGAACUAUGACAGCAUUGUUAUUUGGCACCGGAUUUGGCUAAAAAUCGACCUAAUCGUAGCUACAUAUGUGAAGUGUGAUGGUAUCAAAAGAAAGCCAUAGGGUUAGCAUCCCAAAGAACUCAGAUGCUUCCAGUCCAACUCUUUUACAAUGGUUGACAUUUUGUGCCUCUUUCACAUUGGUUAUUUAGUAUGACCGGAGUCUGAUUUUUACUCGUUCAUUAUGCUGAAUGUGCAUUUUGGACGAAUGCUCGAAAUACUUCCCAUAUGGCGAAUCGUAUUCGAAU
This is a messenger RNA of Linum tenue, 1788 nucleotides long. The record is from the annotation of a GenBank genome assembly. NCBI's taxonomy places the organism in Eukaryota, Viridiplantae, Streptophyta, Magnoliopsida, Malpighiales, Linaceae.